AUGGGGAAGGGAAGAGCACCUUGUUGUGACAAGACCAAAGUGAAGAGAGGUCCAUGGAGCCCUGAAGAAGACUUGAAACUCAUCUCUUUCAUUCAAAAGUUUGGUCAUGAGAACUGGAGAUCUCUUCCCAAACAAUCUGGUCUACUAAGAUGUGGAAAGAGUUGUCGUCUAAGGUGGAUCAACUACCUUCGACCAGAUGUGAAGCGAGGUAACUUCACUGCAGAGGAGGAAGAAACAAUCAUAAAGCUUCACCAGAACUAUGGAAACAAGUGGUCAAGAAUCGCUUCUCAACUUCCAGGAAGAACAGAUAAUGAGAUCAAGAAUGUGUGGCAUACUCGUCUAAAGAAAAUACUUGUUCAGAGCUCAGCAACCUCGCCUUGUUCAAGUAAUUCUGUUUCUUGUGGGAAAGAAGAUAAGUCUCAAGCAGAAGGUUGUUUGAACACAAAGACCUCUCAAGACUUUACUACUUCAGUGUCUUCUGGUGGUUCCUACAACUCAAACCAGGAAGAUGAUCCAAAGAUAGGCCUCUUGUUUAAGUAUAGCGCGUUUAAUGACAUUAUUCAAGAGGUAGACAAACCAGAUCUAGAGAUUCCUUUUGACUCAGAUCCUGACAUAUGGAGUUUCUUAGAUAGUUCAAACUCACUUCAACAAUCUGGUGCAAAUGAGUUCAGAGCAGAAGAAGAGUCUGAUGAAGAUGAAGUCAAGAAAUGGUUCAAGCACAUGGAAAGCGAACUAGAGUUAGAAGAAGCUGAUAAUGAACACCAUAAACCUGGAACACAAGAAUCAUCAUCAUCAUGCUCAUGAUACAUUAACAAAUCUAAAUUAUGAAUUUACUAUAUGGUUUAAGGCGUAUUCUUAAAUUAUUAUUCUGGAUAUCAAUACUUGAAGGAAAGUUCAGGUAAUAUAGAAAAUGUAUCCAAUAGUUGACUUCUUGGCAUUUUCAAGUAAGUA
This is a messenger RNA of Brassica rapa (field mustard), 951 nucleotides long. RefSeq names its product transcription factor MYB63. The record is from RefSeq and is a predicted model, not a curated record. NCBI's taxonomy places the organism in Eukaryota, Viridiplantae, Streptophyta, Magnoliopsida, Brassicales, Brassicaceae.